AUGAACGAAAGUGAAAUUUUCUCACCACUCGUCGAAUGCAUUCAUUUCGAAUUUUGCAGUGAACAAGUCAUCAAUAAAAAUCUUGUCAUUAGUGACGAAAACAACUAUUUCAAUAUUAUCAAAUCUCUUCAUGAUUCAUUACUUAGAUCAAGAAAUAACAAAUACGAUCAUACUCGUUAUUUUAUUCCAAGCGAUUAUCAAGGCGUUUACAAAUAUCUUGAUGAUCUUUCAAGAAAAGUUGAUCUAACUUUAUUUGAAACAGUAUGUGAAGACAUUCUAAAUAAAAAAGAUGAUGAAUUUCGUAAUAAUAUCUUAUUCGAAUCAUGUGAAAAAGGAAAUUUUACACUCGUUAAAUCUCUGAUUGAGCAUGGCUGCGAUAAAGAAGUUAAAAACAAAAAUAAUCAGACUCCGCUCCAUUUAUCAUCUUUUAAUGGUCAUCUUGAAGCUGUUAAAUAUCUUAUCUCUGUUGGAUCUGAUAAAGAAGCGAAGAAUAAUGAUGGAAAUACUCCACUCAUUUGUGCAUCACUAUUUGGUCAUCUUGAAGCUGUUAAAUAUCUUAUCUCUGUUGGAUCUGAUAAAGAAGCGAAGAAUAAUGAUGGAAAUACUCCACUCAUUCUUGCAUCAAUAAAUGGUCAUCUUGAAAUUGUUAAAUAUCUUAUCUCUAAUGGAGCUGAUAAAGAAGCGAAGGAUAAUGGGGAAAGGACUCCACUCAUUAAAGCAUCAGAAAAUGGUCAUCUUGAAGUUGUUCAAUAUCUUAUUUCUGUUGGUGCUGAUAAAGAAGCAAAGAGCAAAACUGGAGAUACUCCACUCAUUUGUGCAUCACUAUUUGGUCAUCUUGAAGCUGUUAAAUAUCUUAUCUCUGUUGGAUCUGAUAAAGAAGCGAAGAAUAAUAAUGGACAUACAGCAAUGGAUCUUGCAAAAGAUAAUGUAAAAAAUUAUCUAAAAUCUUUAUGA
Trichomonas vaginalis G3 is the source of this 954-nucleotide messenger RNA. Its product is annotated as ankyrin repeat protein family. NCBI's taxonomy places the organism in Eukaryota, Parabasalia, Trichomonadida, Trichomonadidae. Gene Ontology annotation, molecular function: protein binding. Bases 1 to 954 code for a protein of 317 amino acids. The transcript has a single exon. The record is from RefSeq and is a predicted model, not a curated record.